This is a messenger RNA of Eimeria tenella, 543 nucleotides long. RefSeq lists its product as uncharacterized. The annotation marks the transcript as partial. NCBI's taxonomy places the organism in Eukaryota, Apicomplexa, Conoidasida, Eucoccidiorida, Eimeriidae. Gene Ontology annotation, molecular function: GTPase activity; GTP binding. The transcript has 3 exons. The record is from RefSeq and is a predicted model, not a curated record.
AUGGGGCCUACAAGCGCGUCCAAAGUGCGGAGUCCCCGCGGGCGCCUUCUGGGACUGCUGCUGCUGCUGCAGCUGCUGCUGCUGCUGCUCUCAGCUGGAGCAGCAGAGACUGCAGCGCAGCAGCCAAUGCAACAACAAAAAGAGCAGCCGCAAAGGCGGCAGCAGCAGCAGCAACAGCAACGGCAGCAGCAGCAACAGCAGCAGCAGAAAUCAGCGAGCAGCAACAAAAAUAAAACAGCGAGACCUCUGCAAAUCGUGAUGCCCAAUGAACUACACACCGGGUUUGUGAUCAACGAGGAGGCUCUGGCGGAGCUGGAGGAAAUCCCAGGACCUAUUGCUGUGAUUGCCGCUAUGGGUCCGAUUCACUCUGGAAAGAGUUUUUUGCUGAACAGUUUGUUGAAGACAAACCCAGCAGCAGCAGAGGGCAGCAGCAGCAGCAGCAGCAGCGAGGGUUUAGGGUUUCCCGUGGGCUACACUGUGGCCCCCGGCUCUCUGGGCCUUUCCAUUUAUUCCAAACCCUUAUUUGUAGACAGGCGCACAGGA